Molecule: messenger RNA, 1228 nt
Organism: Athalia rosae (coleseed sawfly)
Lineage: Eukaryota; Metazoa; Arthropoda; Insecta; Hymenoptera; Athaliidae
Gene: TpnCI
Product: troponin C, isoallergen Bla g 6.0301
Exons: 6
Coding region: 179-658 (159 amino acids)
Molecular function (GO): enzyme regulator activity; calcium ion binding
Source: RefSeq, a predicted model, not a curated record
UAUUAUAACCUCCGGUUCCGUAAGACGCCGGUUCAGUACAAAUCCCGGAGGCACUUUAGGACCAUCCAUAUUCAGGGGGGAACAGAGAGAAUUCGUUCCAUUGCCGAUAGCGCACUCAGUGUAUAAAACUAUUAUUUAAAAGAUCAAUUAAAACAAAAAAAAAAAAUACUACUUCACCAUGGUAUGUUCUAUUGAAGAUAUCGCCGAUGAGCUACCCCCAGAACAAAUCGCAGUGCUGCGCAAGGCCUUCGACAGCUUUGACCGGGAAAAAAGCGGCAGCAUCCCCACCGAUCUUGUAGCAGAUAUUCUUCGGCUUAUGGGACAACCGUUCAACAAAAAAAUUUUGGACGAACUCAUCGAUGAAGUUGACGCCGACAAAUCUGGACGGCUGGAAUUCGAAGAGUUUGUGACGUUGGCCGCCAAAUUCAUCGUCGAAGAAGAUGCCGAAGCACUUGAAAAGGAAUUGCGAGAAGCCUUCCGACUUUACGACAAGGAAGGCAACGGAUACAUUCCCACCUCGUGUCUCCGCGAAAUCCUCAGGGAACUCGACGAUCAGUUGACAGACGAAGAGCUGGACAUCAUGAUCGAGGAAAUUGAUUCCGAUGGAUCUGGAACCGUCGAUUUCGAUGAAUUUAUGGAGAUGAUGACCGGAGAAUAAUUUGCAGCAAAAGCACAUCCGACGUCCGUUUAAAUUGUGCCUAAUCGAAAGGAACGUGUGCCUAAGACGCAUAAUCGACUAAUUAAUUUACAACUAUUUUUUAUCACUGAUAAAUAUUACGUGUAAUUUCAAUUAUAUAUUUAUAUAUAUAUUUCAUUCAAUGAUUAUAUAGUUUAUUACCAUUAAACGUCAUGACGCGUCUAGAAAAAUUUUUAUACAAGAAAAAAAGCAAACAACAAACAAAGAGGAGACAAAACAACGAGAUACAAAAGAAAAAAAAACAUUCUUAUUGAAUUUGAAUGUUGGAUUACUCCUCAGAUUAUAGAGGACAUUUUUAUCACCAUGGCAGCUUUAUACAAUCUAGAGGUAUAAAGCACACACGUUUUUAUCUGCUACCAUUUCCACGAGCCUAACAAAUAACGUAUAUGGAUUAUACUCGACACAUAUGUAUAUACAUUCACCAUGUAUUGAAUAUUUUUAUUUCUAGACUGCCAAAUUCUUUUUCUUUUUUUUUAAGAGCAGUACACAUUGUUAUACGAUAUAAAUUUGAAUAAAAAUUUUAAAUUUCUA